Molecule: messenger RNA, 570 nt
Organism: Aspergillus candidus
Lineage: Eukaryota; Fungi; Ascomycota; Eurotiomycetes; Eurotiales; Aspergillaceae
Product: cell wall mannoprotein 1 family protein
Exons: 2
Coding region: 1-570 (189 amino acids)
Cellular component (GO): extracellular region
Source: RefSeq, a predicted model, not a curated record
AUGGUGCUGUCCAUGGCGGUCUCCAGCUCCGCCUUUCUGCUCGCCGCUCCCCUAUUUCUGACUUCUACCCUCGCCGGUGCCGCCCUUGCGUCCACUGACCCAGCCGAUCCCUUUUCUAACCUGCUCGACAAUCUCGCCCAGGCCGCCAGCGACUAUGUGGUCUUCAAACAGGCCGUUGAUUCUUUCAAUGGCGACCGCAAUACAAUCCGCAGCCUUGCCGAGUUCGGACUGAUCGUCGAGCAAUCCGUCAACAACUCCACGGCCACCGCCAAAGCCUGCCACAAGCUCAAUGCCAACGAGAGCACCGAGGUCAUGACGGCUCUUGCUAAGCCCUACCCCACUUUCAUGGCGGAUCUGCUGGGCAACAUCACUGCCAAGAAACCUUAUGUCGACGAGCUUCGUAUGAAUUCUCAGGUCGUGGGUUAUUUGCGUAGAAUGUUUCGUGCGUCGGACCAGCUGCCUCUGGCACUGGAAAAGAUCGCGGUUGAGAGCGACGCCAGGGUCAUUGAUCAGGGUCGCCUUUGGUGCAAUGGACUGAUUAGGGAUGCUAUCGAUGAGUUCGGGAAGUGA